This is a messenger RNA of Monodelphis domestica (gray short-tailed opossum), 1667 nucleotides long. RefSeq lists its product as uncharacterized. NCBI's taxonomy places the organism in Eukaryota, Metazoa, Chordata, Mammalia, Didelphimorphia, Didelphidae. The record is from RefSeq and is a predicted model, not a curated record.
AUGAUUGGAGUCUGGACAAGCCCAGCUGAACCUCUCACUCCAGAGCCCAAGAAGCCCACCCCUGCUGAGGGUUCACUCUGUGUUGGACCAGUGACUGAAUUUAGCAGCAGGGAAAGUGGACUUUUACAGAAUAGCUUGGCCUCUGCUGUGACCUUUAACUCUCCACUACUGAGCGCCAUUGCUUCUAGCAGCAUGGAUAUAGACACAGAAAUGGUGUCAGGAUUAGCUUCCUGGACAGCCAGCUCCUCAUCACAAGUAGAAGUGAGUCCUCCUAAUCUGGUUGCCACCACAGGAGAUGGACCCUCCCUGGGAACAGAACCUCACAAUGCCAUCCACCAGUCUCUGAGCCCAAGAACAGGCUCCUUUCCUGCCUUAAGUACUCCCACAGCCUGCACAAGAACAGCUUCCCUUGAGCCUGCUACUUCAUUGGAGGACCCAGGGCCAGCCGGCCUGACUCCAGAAACUGAGAGAAACCCACAGGCAACACCAACUCCAGCUAUCACCCUGCCUCCAGCCAGCACACAGGAAGUUUGCACAACAGCAUCUCCCAGUCCUCCUGACACAAACACAGAGGGCAGCAGUGUCCAGGCAGGGACAGCCUCUGCUUCUGAUCAAGUGCCUUCCACUUCCAGCCUCUUCCCAAGAGGUGAUGCUGGUGUGGUGCCAGUCACACAUGCCCAAGGCCAUGAUGCACCAGGAAGCACAGUAGCACCAAUAAAGAGCUCCCUCACCCCUGUGUCUACUAUUAUUCCCUCAGGUCCAAAUAUUGUUCCCCCUUUCCUUCGGUCCCCCUCUUGGAGAGAUGCAGGGAGAUACAACUGGAAGAGCUUCACCCUUAACUUCACCAUCACCAACAUGUUUUAUACAACCAAGAUGGCUCAAAGGGAUUCCAGCACAUUCUGUCUCCCUGAAUGUUUCCUGCAGCGCAUGUUCAAGGUAUUGUUUGAAAGAAGCAGCCUUGGCUCUCAGUAUUGUGGAUGCAAUGUGAUCUUCUUGAGGUCUAUGAAAAAUGGGGCAGCAACAGGAGUGGAGGUUAUAUGUUUUUAUGAGGAAGUUUUCUCUGUCCCCGUCUUGGACAAGAAGAAGAUUUACCAAGAGCUGAGUCAAGAGACUAAUGGAAUAACAAGGCUUGGACAUUAUAUUCUAGAUAAGAAAAGCCUCUAUGUGGAUGGGUAUAACCCUCGGAUGAUGCCACCCCCCUACACAAAAGAAUCAGUCUACCACCAUGGGUCCAGAAGAUGGAGGAAAGUCUACCAAAUGAAUGGGCAUCUGUUUCAAUCCAAACGUUUUAACAGAAGAGCCUACUGUGGCCAGUGCAGUGAAAGGAUAUGGUGUCUCGGAAGGCAAGGCUACAAGUGUAUCAAGUGCAAAUUACUGGUCCAUAAAGGUUGUCAUAUUUUUGUACCACGGACCUGCAAAAGGCAUAUGGAUUUGAUGAUGCCAUCCGAAGAACCUCAAGUAGAGGAUAAAAAUGAUAAAGUUGACCUUCCCUCCGAAGAAAAUGAUGGACUCGCUUAUGUUCCCUCAACCUGGAAACACAACAGCCUUAAAGAUGAUUCUGGGGACAUUAAGCCAGUUAUCGAUGGGAUGGAUGGAAUUAAAAUAUCUCAGGGGCUCGGGCUGCAUUGCCACUAAUGGAUAAAUCCAUUACCCUCAAUUGUAUUGUA